This is a messenger RNA of Boeremia exigua, 2885 nucleotides long. RefSeq lists its product as uncharacterized. The coding region runs from base 1 to 2799 and encodes 932 amino acids. The record is from RefSeq and is a predicted model, not a curated record. NCBI's taxonomy places the organism in Eukaryota, Fungi, Ascomycota, Dothideomycetes, Pleosporales, Didymellaceae. The transcript has a single exon.
AUGUUGAAGACUGUGCUUGGCCUCUAUGGCCUGCUCAGCUGUGCAGCGGCACAAACCGACUCUGUUAAAGUCAAGUGGCUCGAAGGAACCCCAGACUACCUUGGUGGUGUCACCUUUGGUCUUCCAUGGCCUCGUGGCCAGCACCUAGCCAACGCAACUACAUUCACGGCUUCAGGUGAUGCCGAGCUCCAAUCCUGGGUCACCGCCUACUGGCCUGAUGGCUCACUCAAGUGGACCGGACACGCGCUUGGUGCUACAGAUUCCCCCGCUGACGAAUACACCAUCACCGCCUCUGGUCCAGGCAACGCUACUUUCUCCCGUCUAAGACGUCAGAGUAGCAACAGCACCAGCAGUGUGCAAGUCAGCGAUUCAGCAGACGAGAUUGUCGUCAACACUGGCAAGGUUACGGCUACGUUCCCCAAGUCUGGCAAUGUCUUGGUAUCUUCCAUCGAGUCCGGUGGCAAGGUUGUAGGAAACAAUGGUCGAUUGGUCCUGAGAUCACAAAACGGCACCCCUGAUGACGAUGAGAACGGAAAACCUACUGGUAUCGACUACUUCAGCUUUGCUAGCAAGAUCCAUAACACCACUGUCUCGGAGGACAAUACUGCGCGCGCGUUGGUCACUGUUCAGGGCAUUCAUUCAGUCGAAGGUGACGCAUCGCACGCAGAUUGGUUGCCGUUCACUGUGCGCUUCUACCUCUACGCAAACUCGGAAGCUAUUCGCAUCAUCCACACCAUCAUCUACGAUGGUGAGGAUAAGAGCGAUUUCAUCUCCGCCCUUGGUGUCCGUUUUGACGUCCCACUUGCUGGGGAGGAGCAGUACAACCGCCAUGUUCGCAUUGCUGGUGUUGACGGAGGUCUGCUACAUGAAGCGGUCCAGGGUAUUACCGGUCUUCGCCGCGACCCCGGUGCAGCUGUAAAGAAGGCUCAAUUUGACGGUGACGAGACGCCCGAUAAGACAACCUGGGAUCAAAGGGUAACGACCCGUUUGCAAUGGAUUCCCACCUGGAGUGACUACCGGUUGACUCAGCUUUCUCCUGACGGGUUUAAUCUCAAGAAGCGCACCAAGGCUGGACAGAGCUGGGUCAAGAUCCCAGGAGGUACUCGCUCGGGUGGGCUUGCUUAUUUGGGUGGGUCUUCGAAUGGCGGUAUCGCGCUGGGGCUCCGUGAUUUUUGGAAGAAGUACCCCACCAGUCUGGACAUCUCCAACGCUGCCACUGACACUGGCUCUGUAACUUUGUGGCUCUACAGCCCACAGGCUGAGCCUCUCGAUGUCAGACCAUAUCACGAUGGUCUCGGCCAGGAUACAUACGCUAAGCAGCUGGACGCUCUCGAGAUCACCUACGAGGACUACGAAGGUGGUUACAACACUCCUUACGGAGUCGGACGCACGAAUGAGCUAUUCCUCUAUGCAUUCGCCACUACUCCGACAGCUGACCAUCUUUCUACGCUGACAAACAACACCAACGAUCCCCCAGUCCUGAUACCCGAGCCAAAGUAUAUCCGCGAUACCAAGGCAAUUGGUAGCUAUUGGGACAUUCCAGGCUCUCCGAAGGACUCCGCGCAAGCUCAAACGAUCGAAAAUAACAUGAAGUUUCUGAUUGAAUUCUACGAAAACCAGGUUGAGCAGCGCCGGUGGUACGGAUUUUGGGACCACGGCGACAUCAUCCACACCUACGACGACGACCGCCACCAAUGGCGAUUCGAUAUCGGAGGGUAUGCGUGGGAUAAUUCUGAAUUAUCGCCUGAUUUAUUCUUCUGGGGACACUUCCUGCGCACUGGUGAUGCUGGCGCGUAUCGUCUUGCCCAUGACCAAGCGCGCCAUGGCGGUGAAGUUGACUCGUACCACCUCGGCAACUUCACUGGCCUAGGUACAAGGCACGGUGUUCAGCAUUGGGCCGACAGUGCUAAGCAAGCUCGUAUCUCCACGCCCGUUUACAGAAAAACCUUCUUCUACAUCUCCGGAGGAGACGAGCGCACCGGCGAUCUCAUUCGCGAGACACAACAGGCUGCUAACGCCUUCGUUACUGUCGACGCUCGCCGCAAGGUCCGUGCCGCCAGCGUGGUAUACAAUCCCGAUCCGAAGGCACUUUACUUGAACUUCGGCACAGAUUGGGCUGGUCUUGCCCAGGCCUAUCUCGUCGAGUGGGAGCGCCGUGGUCCAAACUGGGAGCAAGCCCGUGACAAGCUCAUCGAGGCUAUUAAGACAUACCCCAAGCUCAAGAAUGGCUUCGUAACGGGCGAAGCACUGUACAAUAUUUAUACCGGAGCCUGGUCGCCGCCACCAACAGACCCUGACAACAACGGCAACAUCACCGUGUCUCAUUUGUCGGGUGUCUUCGGUGUCCUUGAGACCAUCGACCAGCUGAUAGACCACUUCGGCGCCGAAGCUCGUAACACUACUCAGCCUUUCCUCGAUGCCUUCCUCGACUAUGCUUACUACUACGGCGCCCCCAAGGCUGAGCAGGCAGCUAGGUACGGCAAGGACUUUGGCAACCUCAACCUGAAGCAGGGUCACUCUCGCUUCACUGCUUAUGUAGCCAACAAGCGUAACAACGCUACUCUGGUGCCCCGUGUCUGGUCCGAGUACCUUGGUGACGGUAGCAAGGACGGUCUUGCACCCAACGCACCCUGGAAGACAGAGCGUAUUCUGCCGCCCCUUGUGCUCAUCCCCGUUGACGAGGCGAAGUGGGUCAGCACCAACGCUGCCGCCUUGUACGGUGUUGCUGGUAUUGAGAACUUGGCGCUGGUAGGUGCCCCUGAUGCUUCUUCUAUUGGUGGCAAUUCGACUGCUAGGUAAAGAUUGAAGCCUUUCUUCGUUGUACAUAUGAUUAUCGGAGAUGACUAGCGUACUUCUUGUAUAUAAAAUUGGUAAUUCAGUUCGUG